This is a messenger RNA of Eremothecium cymbalariae DBVPG#7215, 1401 nucleotides long. RefSeq names its product rRNA-binding endoribonuclease (gene NOB1). Gene Ontology annotation, cellular component: preribosome, small subunit precursor. Gene Ontology annotation, biological process: ribosomal small subunit biogenesis; maturation of SSU-rRNA. The record is from RefSeq and is a predicted model, not a curated record. The coding region runs from base 1 to 1401 and encodes 466 amino acids. Lineage: Eukaryota; Fungi; Ascomycota; Saccharomycetes; Saccharomycetales; Saccharomycetaceae. The transcript has a single exon. Gene Ontology annotation, molecular function: RNA endonuclease activity.
AUGAGUGAAUCAUCUCAUGUGAAGUAUUUGGUUCUUGAUGCUACACCUUUGAUUACGCAUUCAUAUUCACAUUAUCAAAACUAUGCUACAGCUUUUUAUACUACUCCGACUGUGUUCAAUGAAAUAAAAGAUCAGCAUGCUAGAAAGAAUCUUGAGAUAUGGCAAGCGACAGGUAAUUUUUUACUAAAACAUCCAAGUGAGGCUUCGAUUAAAAGGGUUAGUGACUUUGCUAAACUGACUGGUGAUUAUUCUGUAUUGAGUGCCAAUGAUAUUCAUAUUUUGGCUUUAGCCUACGAACUUGAAGUUGAAUUAAAUAAAGGUGAUUGGAGGCUCAGAAAGAAGCCUGGUGAUUGUCUGGAGCACUUGAAAAUAUCUAAGCAAGCCAAGGAAGUUACAACAGCAUCUGUGUCAACAUCAUCACUUAAAGAAAGUCAAAGUCCAUCAGGAGUAGCUGGCGGCGAUGAGAAAGAGAAAAAGAAAAGAAGAAGAGGAGGUAAGAGGCAGAAGGCGAAGAGAGAAGCACAACUAUUAGCUUCUGUAGAGACAAGUUCUUCUGUGCAUGUAUCCACAGAUUCCGAGGUUCAAAAAGAGACCACUACAGAGGUAGAACAUUCACAGGAUUUACAGGUCUCACAGUCAGCAGAGGCAAAUGAUGGUGGACAAGACUUGUCGGAAGAAUAUGAUGAAAGCGAUGACAAUGGAGAUUGGAUUACACCAGAAAAUUUAGUUAAGAACAUGAUCAAAGAUGCCGGAGAGGACACAGUUGGAGAUGAGGGAGUUGAGAUCACCGAACAGAUCUCCCAGAACCAAAUCGCACUAGCCACCGGUGACUUCGCAGUACAAAAUGUUGCACUUCAGCUCAAUCUCAACUUAAUGAACUUUAUGUCGGGCCUCAGAAUUAAAAGGCUACGUAACUACAUGCUUAGAUGCCAUGCAUGCUUUAAGAUGUAUCCACUACCUAAGGAUGGCAAGCAAAAACAUUUUUGUCCAUCAUGUGGCAGCGUCGGCACUCUACUGAGAUGCGCUGUUUCCGUUGACGUAGAAACUGGCGCCAUAACUCCUCACCUCAAGGCUAACUUCCAAUGGAACAACCGUGGAAAUCGUUACUCCAUAUCCAGUCCUUUAUCCAAGAAUUCACAGAAGAAGUAUGGUAAAAAAGGGUUUGUUCAUACUAAGCAGCAACAGGAUCAGGUCAUAUUGAGAGAAGAUCAGAAAGAAUACCACCAGGCCAUGAAACAGGACGAAUGGACUAGGAGACAUAACGAAAAGGCCCUAAACAACUGGAUCGGUGGCGGUUCUGUUGAUAACUACUGCUCGCCGUUCGCCAUCUCGGGUCUUAAACACCAUUCUGUACAUGUCGGCAGAAGCCGAUUUAUUAAUAGUUCAAAGAAAAGGGCUUGA